Perkinsus marinus ATCC 50983 is the source of this 429-nucleotide messenger RNA. RefSeq lists its product as hypothetical. The annotation marks the transcript as partial. Gene Ontology annotation, molecular function: RNA binding. The record is from RefSeq and is a predicted model, not a curated record. The transcript is spliced from 2 exons. Gene Ontology annotation, biological process: RNA processing. NCBI's taxonomy places the organism in Eukaryota, Perkinsozoa, Perkinsida, Perkinsidae.
AUGACAUCCUCCAGCUCCGACGCCACACAGGCAGCAGCAGCAGCAGCGACUCUGGCGGCCGCUUUAGAAGAGCAGGAACAUGAGGAGCAGGAGCCUCCACCCGCGGAUGGUCUCGAGCCUAAUCAUGUUCAGCUCAUUCGUAAUACAGCGCUGGGAGUUAUACGUAAUGGAGCACAGUUCGCUGAAUGGUUACAAACUAAACGCCGUGGAGAUAAGCAGUAUACCUUCCUUUUCAAAGGGCUUGGCCACGACUACUACCAGUGGUGCUUAUCGAACCCUGAGGAGUGUAAACGACUGGAGGACGCAGCACAGGAGCAACAGGCUGAUGACGCUGAGUCGGAUUCUGAUGCUAGCAGAAGCGACGAUCCAGAUCUAGGUCUCGCGAGGAUCGUAGCCGGCGUCGUCGUCCGCGGAGUCGAUCUCGUCGUA